GAGUCGAAAAGAAGAGGUAAAAGGAUGGGACGUGUUUGUUGUCACACCUCCAGAAGAAGAAGACGAAACGGCCACUUCCAGAGCCAUUGACAUCACUUUAAAAUUUUUGAAACUCUUUGUGUAUUUGGUGACGUUCUCUGUGGUCAUUGUUUCCGCAGUGAUAGCGAAAAGUACUUUUCUUUUCAUUACAUCUCACAUACGAGAAAGUAAAACACUACCAGUCUGCAGGCGAGGAUUAGGUUUGGACCGUGAUAAAGAUUAUGAAAUACUCAUACCAACGAUUGAAAGAGUCGCUUGGGUCUGGGCUCUGUUUUUUGUGUUAGUCAUACCUGAAUUCUUUUCGUUGUUUCGAAGCUUUAGGAUAUGUGUCUUCAAGUCAUACAAAAGGCCAAUGUUCUUGUCAUUCCUAGCAGUAUUUAUUGGAGAGACACUGUAUACAGUUGGAUUGUGUCUAUUAGUUUUUAUUGUAUUACCCGACCUCGAUGUUAUUAAAGCGGCUAUGCUAACGAACUGUGUGUGCUUUGUGCCAGCCGUUUUAAGUCUCUUGUCACGUCACUCAGACGAAACACGUAGACCACUUAAAGUGAUAUUCGAUAUAUUAGCCAUAAUAUUUCAAGGCAGUGCCUUAGCGGUGUGGCCGAUUGCGGAGACUGGGCCUAGAGCAUGGUUCAUUCCUAUAGCUGUAGUUUUAGUAUCCUUCCGGUGGUGGGAAAACUACCUGGAUAAGAAAUCUCCGAUUGGCUUCAUACGCAGAUUAAGUUCUGUCAAAGAAGAUCUUAGAAAAAGUCGCUAUUUUACAUACGUAUUUCUUUCUGUGUGGAAGAUGCUACUCAUUUUCUGUUCUAUGUUCGGAUUUCUACAUUUGACCAUGGAGAAUGCCACUCUAAUCUUCAAAGGAUUCUCAGUCAGUUUGCGAAGCCAUCCUAUUGCAGUGCAACAAAUCAGAAGAACUGUGCUACAAGCUGAUCUACCAGAUAUUCCUACUGCCAGUCCUCUGGAUGAACAAGUUUCUAUAUUAUCUAUAGGCAUGGCGCCUAUUCACGUGGCCAUGAUACAGAUAAGCGCAGCAUUGGUAUGCUACGUUUUUGCUAAAUUUUCGUGCAAAAUUUGUAUCCAGGGAUUCAGUUUCGCUUUUCCUAUCAGUCUCACAAUUCCCGUUUCUAUAUCUAUGUUGAUUGCUGCUUGUGGAAUAAGGACAGAGGAUGAGUGCUUCUUUGAAGCAUUUAUACCGAAGUAUCUGUUUUGGACUUGUCCACAAGGGAACUUCUUACAAGAAUUUAUCUCGGACAAAUAUGCUUGGAUUUGGCUAUUGUGGCUCUUGUCGCAGACAUGGAUCGCAGUUCAUAUUUGGACGCCCAAAUGUGAGCGUCUAGCCAGCACAGAAAAACUGUUCGUCAAUCCCAUGUAUUGUGGAGCCCUGAUAGACCAAUCUUUGGCAUUAAAUCGGAGAAGAGACGAUGAAGGAGAAAUAAAAAGUGAGGAACUAGAUCUGGAGAAUAAAGAUGACAAUGAUAUUUCACAGUACUAUGAGACUAUCUCUAUUCGUAGUGAAGAGUCCAGCAGUCCUUCCGGAAAAAGUGUACCUGUUAAGGGUUCUGACCACAUCACUAGGAUCUACGCAUGCGCCACUAUGUGGCACGAGACGGCAGAAGAAAUGUUACAAAUGUUAAAAUCAGUGCUCAGGAUGGAUGAAGAUCAGUGUGCCAGAAGAAAUGCCCAGAAAUACCUCAGAAUCGUCGAUCCUGAUUAUUACGAAUUUGAAGUACACAUAUUCUUCGACGAUGCCUUCGAGUUAUGCGAUGGAGAUGAUGAAGAAAUGGUGGUCAACAGGUUCGUGAAGCUACUUGUGCAAAUUAUGGACACCGCAGCCAGCAACGUCCAUCAGUGCAACAUCAAACUGAAGCCUCCGAAGAAAAUCCCCACGCCUUACGGUGGAAAACUGGUGUGGACUAUGCCAGGCAAGAACAAGCUCAUUGCCCAUCUCAAGGACAAAAUUAAAAUUCGACACAGGAAGCGCUGGAGCCAGGUUAUGUACAUGUAUUAUUUGCUGGGUCACCGACUUAUGGAGCUGCCUGUAGAUGUCAACAGGAAAGCCACCAUGGCUGAAAAUACAUUCAUCCUUGCCCUGGACGGAGAUAUCAACUUUAGGCCCCACGCAGUUCAACUUCUGGUCGACUUGAUGAAGAAAAACAGGAACCUAGGCGCCGCUUGUGGUCGAAUACACCCCGUGGGUUCAGGACCCAUGGUGUGGUAUCAAAAGUUUGAGUACGCCAUCGGCCAUUGGCUUCAAAAAGCGACUGAACACAUGAUUGGCUGCGUGCUUUGUAGCCCUGGAUGUUUUUCACUUUUCAGAGCCAAAGCUCUUAUGGACGAUAACGUUAUGCGAAGGUAUACAACCACUUCUGAUGAGGCUAGACACUACGUGCAGUACGAUCAAGGUGAGGAUCGUUGGCUCUGUACUCUGCUGCUGCAAAGAGGAUAUCGAGUCGAAUACAGUGCAGCAUCUGAUGCUUAUACACAUUGCCCAGAAGGAUUCGGAGAAUUUUACACGCAAAGAAGAAGAUGGGCCCCUUCAACCAUGGCCAACAUCAUGGACCUGUUGGGAGAUUACAAACAGACAAUAGCUAUCAAUGAUAAUAUAUCAUUCCCCUACAUUAUAUAUCAGGGAAUGUUGAUGGUGGGCACAGUCCUCGGACCUGGUACCAUCUUCCUUAUGUUGGUGGGGGCUAUGGUAGCAGCAUUCAAGAUUUCCAAUUGGUAUUCCUUUUAUUAUAACAUUAUUCCUAUCCUGAUCUUCAUGACCGUUUGCUUCAUUUUCAAGAAUGAUAUUCAGAUUCUGGUGGCUCAGGUAAUGAGCGCUGCUUAUGCCCUGUUCAUGAUGGCAGUACUGGUAGGAACUUCUAUCCAGUUAUCCGAGGACGGCAUUGGGUCUCCUUCAGCGAUUUUUCUUAUAGCACUAUCCGGGAGUUUCUUUAUAGCCGCUGUGCUUCAUCCUCAAGAGUUCAUGUGUGUAGUCCCGGGUCUCCUAUACUUUUUGAGUAUUCCAUCUAUGUAUCUACUUCUCAUCAUCUACUCACUGGUCAAUUUGAAUGUUGUCACUUGGGGAACGAGAGAAGUGCAAACUAAGAAGACAAAGAAAGAGCUGGAAGAGGAGAAAAAGGAGCAGGAGGAGCUUUUGAAAAAGAAGAAGAAUCCGGAUUUACUCUCCUUUUUAGGUCUUGGAGGAGGCGACAACGAGGAGGGAAGCAUCACGCUCAGUUUGGCCAACCUUUUCACCUGCAAAUUCUUUACGUACCCGAAAUCCAACGACGACAAGGUCCAUCUUCUUCAGAUAAGUGAGCAGCUUGAGCAGGUGAAUAAGAAGAUCGGGAAUCUCGAAAAGCAGUUAGAACUCUCUAGGGUUAUUCCUUUCCGUGGCCGAAAAACCUCAGUAGGUGGCAGAGGAUCGGUCAAGUCAGCGUCCGAAGCUGGAUUGGUGCCUGUAAAUGAGAACGAUGCUGAUAACGCAGAAUUCAACUCGGAUUCAGAUGAAGAAAAUAGCGAAAGAUUAGAACCCAAGCCAGAACGAGACGAUCUUAUUAAUCCUUACUGGAUAGAGGAUAAAGACCUGAAAAGAGGAGAAGUGGAGUAUUUGUCUGCUGCAGAAAUGCAGUUUUGGAAGGAUCUCAUCGAAAAGUACCUGUAUCCGUUAGAUAAUAACAAAGAACAUCAAGCCCGAGUAGCUGCUGAGCUCAAAGAACUGAGAAAUAAAGUAGUGUUUGGAUUUUUCAUGUUCAAUGCUCUUUUUAUCCUAAUAGUAUUCCUGAUGCAACUAAACAAGGACCUACUGCACUGGGACUGGCCUCUUGGUGUCAAAACAAACAUAACUUACAUUCCUGAAACUAGCGAGGUACGAAUCGACAAAGAAUACCUUCAGUUAGAACCCAUUGGUUUGGUAUUUGCCGUUUUUUUCGCCUUGAUAUUGAUUAUCCAGUUCACUGCUAUGUUGUUUCAUCGUUUUGGCACAUUAUCUCACAUCAUGGCCUCUAUAGAACUUGGUUGCUUCAAUCAAAAGGUUGAGGACAUCAGCGAUGAUGCUUUUAUAGACAAAAAUGCCGUCCAAAUAGCCAAACAGUUGCAGCGUUUGCGCGGUAUCGAUGAUGACUCCAAAAGUGAGGAUUCCUCUUACGGCGACAGAUUGGCCAGGAGGAAAAUUGUCCAGAACUUGGAGAAGAGAAAAAACCAGAAGAGUCGCAUUGGCACUCUAGAUGUUGCAUUUAGGAAACGAUUCAUGAACAUUAAUGCUCAAGACCCAGGGCACAAAGUGGCAGCAACUCCCGUUUUAAGUGGUCUACAUCAUCUAGGACGUAACCGAGAGACGUUAAGAGCUCUAGAAAUGCGUAGAAAUUACAUCCUAGGAAGUAGUAACAAAAUGGAGACACUCGGAGCAAAAAAUGAAUAUGUCCUCAGAAACGGUAGAUCUAGGACCAUGGAAACGAGAAGAAUUGAAGAUUUGUUUGCAGGUCGCCAAAACGGUAAAGUAAAUCCAGCUAUGAGCGACGACUCUGAUGUAGAAACAGGAGGUCGCAAUCUCAGAAUGGAAACCUACGGAUCCAGAAACAGCCUUUCGAGCUACAGAGAGGAAUCAGAAGCUCCAAGAAGGAGGCAAAGCCACAUGUGAAAGUGUCUGAUAUUGUCGCUUUCUGCCAAAUGGACAAUCCACUGGUGCUACUUAACCGAAAUAUGUCGUCUUCUAAUAUUGACGGAAUCGAGUACGUAAAUAUCUGCAGAUGCAUUACCUUCGCCACACUUUCUCGCUUUGCUUGAUGAUAGCCAGAUAUCUACCAGCUUUAUUUCGUCGAUUAAAUGAGAAGACAUCUAUCAAAUACCUUUAAAACGCAAAGUGAAUUGCUGAUUAAAUGUAUUCAUGAGUUCGAUAUGUUAGUGUCCAAAAUGUUUCCUAAAACAUUGUGAUAUAAAUAUUUUUUCUAAGGGAGGACACCUGGAAUCUUUUGAACUAGAAAUAAAAAGUGCCAAUGGCAGGGUGGUUGCAAGUGACACAUGAGUAUAAAUAUGCGCUAAUUUAACUAGCGCAUUCUUAUUCCAUACUUAAAUUGCUUUUACUUUUAUUAUCUACAUUUGUCUUAAUAAGAAUAAUUUUCUAAGAAUUUUAUAUUAACGGGAAUUUCUAAAAUGGAAUAUAGCUUUUAAUAUUUGAUAUUUUUAUUCAAAGGAUGAUGAUAACGAAAACUUACUCUUCUAUCAGCUACUUAUCUUAAAUUAUUCAUAAUGUGUAACAUAAUUUAUUUUCGUGCGUGUAAAUGUCAUUGAGUUAAAUAGAUUAUCUAAGAUUUUAAAUAUUUUUAUUAUACUUAAAUAAUUCUAACCUUAAGUGUUAAAAUUGCCUGAGUUGCAAAAUGUACAAAGUAAAUUUUUGUAUGUAAAUUUGACAUUCUUCUAAUUUUUUCGUAAAGAAUCUUUAAAGUAAAAUGCAUCCUUCCCUUAAUUUGUGAAAUGGAAAAUUUAGAAAACAAUAAUUUGUAGCUGAAGUUUAAAAGUUUGUAAAAUAUGUAUUGUAUCAAAUCUUUUAAAGUUUCUUGAAGAAGCAGCGAAACUUGUGAUUUUAGUAGUUUAAUAAAUAUAUAUUCUUUUUUAAA
Stegodyphus dumicola is the source of this 5636-nucleotide messenger RNA. RefSeq names its product chitin synthase chs-2-like. Gene Ontology annotation, biological process: chitin biosynthetic process. The record is from RefSeq and is a predicted model, not a curated record. Gene Ontology annotation, cellular component: cell periphery; cell septum. NCBI's taxonomy places the organism in Eukaryota, Metazoa, Arthropoda, Arachnida, Araneae, Eresidae. Gene Ontology annotation, molecular function: chitin synthase activity.